AGCACACGCAGUAAGUUCCAUUCCGCAUAAAAUCCAAUAAAAAUCUUCAAUCAUCGGCGAAAAUACGCAUCAUUUCUGCGUACAAUCGCGAAUUAAUGAUAGUUUAACAUCUCACGCAACAAUCGAUGGCUCCCACACCUGCGAAGCCCGCUGCGGGCAAACCCGCCGAUAAAAAGGUGAAGACCGACAAAAAGAAGGCGCAGAUCCGCCCGCGGAAUCAAGACUUAGGUAACGGCAUUGUGCGCUUCUCACGCACUCGCAUGUACCACAAGAAGGCUCUGUGGAAGUUCAUGGGCAAGAAAGUCGACGCGCCCAAGAAGGAAGUGAAGGGAUCCACUGUUGAGAAGCAAAUUGGUGGUGAUAAAAAUGGUAAAACACGCAUGGUUGCCAUCAAGAAGCAUCGUGCUUUCUAUCCCACACUUGACAAGAUCAAGAAGCGCCCAGCUAAGGGUUUGUUCAAGCGACACAAGCGCGCAAUCCGCGAUACCCUUACCCCCGGCACAGUUCUCAUUGUUCUCGCCGGUCCACACAAGGGUAAACGUGUUGUCCUCUUGAAACAGCUCUACUCUGGUUUGUUGUUGAUCACCGGACCCUUCAAAGUGAACGGCUGCCCGCUGCGUCGCAUCAGCCAGCGUUACGUUAUUGGUACCGCCACCAAGUUGGACAUUUCCGGCGUGCAGCUGCCUGAGAACAUCAACGACGAGUACUUCCGUCGUGAGCGCAAGAAGCGCGCGAAGAAGGAGGAGGGUGAGAUCUUCGCCGCCAAGAAGGAGGCGUACAAGGCGAGCGAGCAGCGUAAGGCUGACCAGAAGGUGGUCGAUAAGGCGAUCAACGAGGUUAUCCGUAAACACCCCGAGAGGAAGCUGUUGUUCGGUUAUUUGGGCACCAUGUGGGGACUCAGGUCGUCGCAGUAUCCCCACCGGAUGAAGUUCUAGAGUUUUUAGACUAUUCAUUUAUAAGAAGACAGAAAAUGAUGAUGGGGGAAUAAAGCGAUCGCGGGUUUAUUAAAGAAUUGAGUUUUUUAAUAAAUCGUGCGACUAUUUCGUUCA
This is a messenger RNA of Dalotia coriaria, 1049 nucleotides long. It is a transcript of the gene RpL6, whose product is annotated as ribosomal protein L6. The record is from RefSeq and is a predicted model, not a curated record. The transcript is spliced from 3 exons. Bases 126 to 935 code for a protein of 269 amino acids. Gene Ontology annotation, cellular component: ribosome; cytosolic large ribosomal subunit. Gene Ontology annotation, molecular function: structural constituent of ribosome; RNA binding. Lineage: Eukaryota; Metazoa; Arthropoda; Insecta; Coleoptera; Staphylinidae. Gene Ontology annotation, biological process: ribosomal large subunit assembly; cytoplasmic translation.